UGCUGAAUCAGCUGAGUCCAGGCGGAAGCUACACAGAAGCGGUAUUGCGCAGGCGCAGCAGAGGAGCCUUUAUACUUUUUUGUUUAUUUUCCAUUUUCAGUUCUGGAUUUUCCCUAAACAGUUUGGCGUCAACGCACGCAGACGUCACCAUCUUAGGUACGAGAGGGCACGAGACCUACGGCGUGAGAAACCCGGAUAGGCCGACGAAGCAGCUCCGAGAGCGCGCCCCCUCCUGCUCAGCGACCGGGGGGGGGGGGGGGGCGCAGCUAGUCACGUGACGGCUGCACGUCAGCUGUCAUCGAGCCCCUUCAUGGAUGUCUCCUCUGAGCUGGAGGAGCGACAUCAAAGAUCCUGUCGUUCACCGGAAGUUCCUCCUGGCUGACACACCUGGUCCAGGUGGUCCAGGUCUCUGUGGCGCUCCGGGUCUGUUCAGACCAGGACCAUGGCUGUUCCAUCCAUAGUCUGUAAAAACAUGACAAAGCGAGAGAUGAAAAGUGGGCGAGCACUUGCUGUGCUGGUGGGAGGAGUCUUUUUCCUAGCUGUGAUGUCCCUAUACCGCAUGCUUGACUUAAUGCAGGGGGCGGAGCCUCAGCUCAGCAGGGACUGGUCCGGAGAACGGUUUGACCAAGACUUGUCCCGCCUCCGGAACAAGAUUGAUGGGCUGGAGCAGCUUCUCAUUAGCAACAACCGAAUGGUUGCCACGCUGAGAGACUCUCUGCGCAUCCACAAACAGGGCGGGGUCAAUAAGAGCAUAGGCUCCUCCCAUGUCCGAAAAGAGUCGUUGCCUGGCUGCCAAUUGGCUGAGCAGAAGGAGCGCUCUGCCGGCGUGCAGCUGCUGGACGUCUACGACCUCCUGCCCUUUGAUAACCCUGACGGGGGCGCAUGGAAGCAAGGCUUCCAGAUCACCUACCAAGGAAACGAGUGGGCGGAGCAGCCGCUAGAACUCUUCCUGGUUCCGCACUCGCACAACGACCCAGGCUGGCUGAAGACCUUUGAUGGGUACUACCAAGACCAGACCCGACACAUCCUCAACAACAUGCUGCUGAAGCUGGGCGAGGACAGCAGGAGGAAGAUGAUCUGGGCCGAAAUCAGCUACUUCUCUAAAUGGUGGAAUGAAAUCGAUGAGCAGAAGAGGAUGAUGGUCAAACGGCUGGUGGAGGCGGGCCAGUUGGAGAUGGUGACAGGCGGGUGGGUGAUGGCGGAUGAAGCAAACUCUCAUUACUUUGCCCUGCUGGAUCAGCUGAUGGAGGGUCACCAGUGGCUACAGAGGCACCUGGGAUUGAAGCCCAGCAGUGGUUGGGCCAUAGACCCAUUUGGCCACUCCCCCUCUAUGACCUACUUAUUGAAGGGGGCGGGUCUACGUAACAUGGUCAUCCAAAGGAUCCAUUAUGCUGUCAAGAAGCAUUUUGCCCAAAAGAAAACAUUGGAGUUCCUAUGGCGACAGAGUUGGGACUCCUCCCACAGCAGUGACAUCACGUGCCACAUGAUGCCUUUCUACAGCUACGAUGUGCCGCACACAUGCGGCCCGAACCCGGCCGUCUGCUGCCAGUUCGACUUCUACCGUCUGCCGGGGGGGCGCACUUCCUGCCCCUGGAGGAUCCCCCCACAGCCAAUCACAGAGAAGAACGUGAAGGAAAGAGCUCACGUGCUGCUGGAUCAGUACCGACAGAAGUCCCGCCUGUUCCGCAUCCCGGUUCUUCUGGUUCCUCUGGGAGAUGACUUCCGGUAUGUGGAGUCCGGCGAGUGGGAUGCUCAGUUUAACAACUACCAGAAGCUCUUUGACUAUUUUGACCAGCACCCAGAACUCCACAUUAAGGCGCGCUUCGGCACGCUGUCCGAUUACUUCUCCGCCCUUCAUCGACGCCUCAGUGCCACGGAAACCAGCUUACCGACGCUAAGCGGGGACUUUUUCACCUACGCUGACAGAGACGACCACUAUUGGAGUGGCUACUACACAUCACGACCUUUCUACAAGCGGCUGGACAGAGCUCUGGAGUCCACACUCAGAGCCACAGAAAUCCUUUUCAGCCUCACACUGGCUGAAAUGCGUCGUUUCCAUGGCGACCUUGUUGUAGGGUUUCCGGCACGGGAACACUUCCAGCGCUUGGUGGAAGGGAGGCGGAACCUGGGACUGUUCCAGCAUCAUGACGGCAUCACCGGUACUGGGCGAGAUCCGGUGGUGGUGGAUUACGGCACGAGGUUGUUCCACGCUAUCCUCCACCUGCGCCAGGUGCAGCAGAGCUCCGCCCACUGGCUCCUCCUCCUGGACAAGAACCAGUACCACCAUGACCAGUCGAAACCUUUCCUGCAAACGGAUGACGUGAUCUCAGCACAGGAUGCUCUGCCCCAGAAGACGCCACUCGUGCUCAGUGAUGAGCCCAGGGUGUUGAUCGUCUACAACCCGACAGAGCAGCGCCGCUCCUCUGUCAUCAGCGUUGUGGUCAGCUCUCCGGACGCUCGUGUUGUCGACUCAGAGACGGCUCAGCCAAUGCCUGUCCAGAUAUCUGCAGUGUGGGUGGAGCCACAGCAGGUGUCCUCUCAGGCCUUCCAGCUCUCCUUCGUUGCUGAACUUCCACCUCUGUCGCUAACCGUGUAUCAUGUGACCAAAGCACCAGCGGGCUCCACCCCACGCUCCACUUAUGUCAUCCAUCGCCACGGCAACCGCCCAAGCAUAGCCUCCCAGCACUUUCAGCUGUCCCGCCUGGAAGCAGCUGAAGCUCAGACCCAUCUGUCGCUUAGCAACAAGCACCUUCAGAUAUGGAGCUCACCGGAAACAGGCCUGCUGCAGAAGCUCCGCCUCUCUUCCGGUCUGGUCCGCCGGGUCCAGGUGAAGUUUCUGUGGUAUGGAACCACAACAAACAGGGACAAGAGUGGUGCGUACCUGUUCCUGCCUGGGCAGGGGGGGGCACAGCCCUACUCCUCUGAGCCCCCCCUGGUCCGGGUCUCCAGGGGUCCCAUCUUCUCUGACAUCACUUCCUGUUUUCAGCACGUCACACACACAGUCCGCCUCUUCCACCUGGAAGGGCAUUCUGGGAAAUCCAUUGAAAUUUCCAACAUGGUGGAUAUCAGAGCUGAAACCAACCGGGAGCUCGUCAUGCGACUUGAAAGCGAUGUCGCCAGCAGCAACCGCUUCUACACCGACCUCAACGGCUUCCAGAUGCAGCAGCGCCGGACUCUGAAGAAGCUCCCCCUGCAGGCCAACUUCUACCCGAUGAGCUCCUCCUCCUUCCUGCAGGACUCACUCAGUCGUCUGACGCUGCUGUCGGCGCAGAGCCAGGCCGCGGCGUCGCUGCAGUCAGGUGAGCUAGAGGUGAUACUGGACCGCCGCCUGCAGCAGGACGAUAACCGCGGCCUGGGCCAGGGAGUGACCGAUAACAAGUUGACGGGAAGUCUGUAUCACCUGUUGUUGGAGGACCGGAGGGCAGUUCAGGAAGUGGGAGGAGCUACUAUUGAUCACCUCUCUCUGCUCGCCCACCUGGAGUCGCUCUCCCUCUGCCACCCGCCGAUAAUCAUGUUUGCCCAGAGCGACAUCCAGCUUCCAAAGCUCCGCCCCUUCCUGCCUCUGCACUCGUCACUGCCGUGUGAUGUUCACCUGCUGAACCUGCGGACCCUGGAGGCUGAAGAGGAAACCGGAGCUCCUUCACAGGAAGUGGCUCUGCUCCUUCACAGGAAAGGCUUUGAAUGUAGCUCCGCCCCUGAGCCACCGCCACAGUGCACAUGGAGUGCGCACGAGGAGGUGAACCUGGACGACCUCUUCUCUCCUCUUCAGUUCCGCUCCAUCCGCCGCUCCGGCCUCACGCUGCUGCGUGACCACGACGAGCCCACGUCUGCCCGGCAGCAGCAGCCGCCCCGGCUCGCCAAGCUGGGGCCGAUGGAGAUCGCGGCGUUCCGUGCGGUUCUCGACUAAACCCUGAACCGGUCUGUGCGUAACCACUGCAGCCAAUGAGGAGAGGCCUGGAGGCGCCGCCGUCCAAUCAGAGAACACUGAAAGACCAUGACCUGCUGAAACCCAGAAGGAAACAGAAAAAUAAAAGCCAUGAAAUAUUUAUUCAGAGGAAACACUGAAGCCGUGUGAAUGUAGAGGGUUUCCAUGGCAACAGUCUUUAACUGCUGUGGAUUAUCUUCAACCUGGGGUGAAGUUUUUGGGUGAUUUUUUUCAAAUCUUGUUUCUGAAGGGAAUUCUGGGAAAACUUGCUACUGUUUUUUAAAUGUAGAUUAUUUUCUUACAGUUCACAGAAUCUGAAUCAACGGGAAAUAUUUCUCUGUCUGUGAAGAUUUUUAAUAAAGUUUGUGUUUUGAUACAA
Messenger RNA from Oryzias latipes (Japanese medaka), 4304 nucleotides. It is a transcript of the gene man2a1, whose product is annotated as mannosidase, alpha, class 2A, member 1. Gene Ontology annotation, biological process: protein deglycosylation; mannose metabolic process; N-glycan processing. NCBI's taxonomy places the organism in Eukaryota, Metazoa, Chordata, Actinopteri, Beloniformes, Adrianichthyidae. Gene Ontology annotation, cellular component: Golgi membrane. The record is from RefSeq and is a predicted model, not a curated record. Gene Ontology annotation, molecular function: alpha-mannosidase activity; carbohydrate binding.